Messenger RNA from Zeugodacus cucurbitae (melon fly), 1806 nucleotides. RefSeq lists its product as uncharacterized. NCBI's taxonomy places the organism in Eukaryota, Metazoa, Arthropoda, Insecta, Diptera, Tephritidae. The coding region runs from base 185 to 1342 and encodes 385 amino acids. The record is from RefSeq and is a predicted model, not a curated record. The transcript is spliced from 6 exons.
GAAAAAUUACUCGUAGUGAAAAAAACGGGACUUGCACAGUUAACAUUUGUGGCGGCACGCAAUAUUACAUUAUUUUAGAAAACUAUUUAUAACUUAUAAAAAAUGUAAAAUAUUCAAAUUAUUUAGACUAUAAGUAAAAAACGCGAAGGUAUUUGUUGAUAUUUUGAGCAUCGGAGCAGCGACCAUGUCGUCUAUAUUGGAUAUGAAGCCUGGUCCGCCCGACUAUUGGGCGGACAUUUACAACUUCUUUCUGCCGCUAAAAUACUUCAUCACAAAUGACCGGUUCGAUGCCUUGAUGCAGCAUGUGGACUUGAAUUAUUUGCUCAACGCUAUGUUUUGGAUAUUCUUAUUAUUCGCCGGAGGCUUUAUUGGAUUCUAUAAAAUAUUUGAGGUUUUCCUCAGAACAUCCAAUAUAAAAUUCUACAAGCGCAAACAAUUUGCUCGAUCAGUGUGGAACAUUGCUUUUUAUGCCGCUUGCACACUCUUCCUAUACUUUUACAAUGAAUUUAUGUUGCUACCGCAACUGUUUAAGAAUCAAGGCAGAUAUUCAUUGUUCUAUUCAUCAGAGAAUAUGAUAUUUUAUCAAUCACAACAAUGCGAAAAAUUUCAAUUCUAUUCGCUUUUCAUCAUAACAUUUAAUCUACAUAACGCCAUAUUGGAUUUUAAAGAAUCUGAUUAUCUAGAGGCUUGCUCGAAGACGCUAUACUUGCUUGCAUUGGGAGCUAUUGAUGUGUACAAAUAUGAAAACUAUUUUGUUGGUCUGAAUCUCAGUUUGGGCAUCUACAAUAUACUUACGGAAUCUCUCUUUUUGCUGGCCUUAAUUAAUUCGAAAGGCAGCCGUUUAUUGUUUCAAGUGUUUUUGGGACUACGCAUCGCUUCGUGGUCCCACGUAUUCAUCAGCUUGCUACCAUUUAAAUAUUUAGUUCCUACAUUGUUUGCCAAAAACUUUAAAAUAAUGUUAAAUGUUACGAUUUGGCUGUGGUACGGUCUGUCGAUUUGGAAUUCGCCAGUGCUCCAGUAUUUCUAUCAUCAGAUUUAUCACACUUCACCGUCGGACUGCUCGGGCGAAGGUUCUGCAGCAAAGUGCAUCCUACUGAAGGACUCGAGUGAACAUCGUCAUUUUAAAACGCUUAAAAAAGCUUAUAUGGAAGUAAAAUUAGCGCAAGAGAAAUUGAAGAUUAGCUCUCUAGCCAACUCGUCUGGUUCAGAUAGUUCCUGCACAUCGGCCAAAGCUUUUCAGGCUAUUAAAUGCAUAAUGACGCUAAAGCGCAAAUUGAAGCGUAUACGCGAGGGUCGUGGCUCUGAGAUGGAGAAUGACACCGAAGAUAUGAAUAACGAAUAGAUGCGAGCCACUAAGCUGACAUUUUGUGUCGUUGAACCUAAACAAUGUUAAAAUAUGCAAUGUUGUUUGUUGUUAUACACAUAUUCCCUGUGUGACAGUACUGCAGUGAAAAUUGAGCCUAACCCCAUAAGACUUUAUUUAUAUGCUGUAAAACUAAAUCUUUAAUAUUUACUUUCCUUUUAAUUUUUAACACUAGACUCUCUAUUUUGUAUUACCUACUAAUACCACUUUUACACGAAAUCAUUAUUUUCGUUCCUUUAUAUGUAAUAAUUAUUUAUAAUUAUGUAAAAGACACUUUUGUAUUGCAAAUGUAAUAUGCUAGUUUUACCGCUCUUUUUAUCUACCUAAAAUUAUUGUAAUUACCUUGAAAAUAUUGUUAAACUCGUAAUAAACACGCAUAUACACUUUAUAUUAUGUAUAAAUAAUAAAAACGUUAAAAAUAUAUUUAUUUGUUGUAUGUUAAA